AUCCAUUUGGAUCUUUCUGAAUCCAAAUGGAUUUAAUAAGUACUUCGUUGUUCGGAGUACCUACUAAUUUUAUUAUACUAUUUGCUUUCAUGUCUGUCCUAAUCUGUAUUAUCCUAUGUCCUAUUCUGUGUACUCCGCAACAUUUAGUAAACAUUUUGGUACCUCUACAUAGGUGUAUUACGACGCAUUUAUCCCGCCAGAGUACAGCACUGUAUGUUAGGUACACAAAAGCUUUGACGCCAAGCUAAGUCGAUUAAAACGUUUAUUUUAGUGUACUUUGUUAAUAAUUCGUUUGUGAAAAUAUACAAGAAUGUAGCAUAUUCGGGUGUCGAAAUAUUGGGAAAAAUCAUUUUCAAUAAGAUUUGAAAAACGCUGUAAAAUUUUCGAGCCAGUAAAUUGUCGAAAAGAAGCUCGGAAAACUUCACACGUGAAGACUAAAUAUGGACUUCAUACAGGUAAGAUCUUCAGUCAAAAUCAAAUUUAUAUCAGUUUAUGACCACAGCUGACCAAAUAAUAACAGUAACAUAACCUAAAACAAUAUUGAAAAUUGGCACUUUUUGCACCUAUUGGCAAUGUUUGUGUACCUUAGUUUUACCAGUAGCGCCAUCUGUGCUGAACUUUCCGUAAUAUGCCCUAUGCAUAUCCACAUGCAUAGAGAUCCCUCCAUUGUAAAUCAUACUAUUAUAUUCAUACUGUACAGAUAAAACAUUUUAUGAAGCAGUCUUUCAGUAGUUUAGUUCCUCCCAUGGAUUUAUAAGUACUGGAGUACCCUCCAUAUUGACGUCAGAAAUUGAAGAACCAUCGUUUUUUUUAAAUAUUUAUGAUUAAUUAAGAUGUACUUACAUUUUAAAUAUAAUAAUAUACUAUAAUAUAGGACAGAAAUACGGGAAAUUUUUUCUCUCCAACUUUACGCUCACAACAAGUAAUAUGCAACUGUACAUAUGGAAUUAGUAGGUACGUUCUACGAAGAACGUACUAAAUCCAUGCUGUACACAGAAAAAGCCUUAGACCACGUCAUAUUUCUCAUUUCCCUGCCUGGCCCAUGGAUUUAGUAAAUACUUCACGGAGUACCUACUACGUCCAUGACCUGGCCAAUCUAUCACUUCGUAUGAGAUUAGUCGGAUUGGGCGGGAAAGUUGUAUGAAAAUCUCAUUCGGUUACACAAUACUCAUCACUUUUUCGAGUUUCCUUGGUCUUUGUAUGCACCAUAGCAUCACUUCCAACAUUAAAAGAAGAAGUCAUAAAAACUAUGUAGCCAGUUUUUUAAAAUCCGAAUAUAAUAUACCAACUGAUCUAUGCCAAUGGCAAUUAAAAAAAAUUAGUUGUCACUGUCAUCGUCAUCGAUGUUUUUUUGUUGUUAUUGCCGGAUUUCCGUUAAAAUUAAACAGUAAAUUCGGCUCCGGUUUAUAUUGUUUAUUUACAGAUUACAUGCAUCUAAUUAAAUAUUUUAUAAUAUAAAGCUUGCAAAUUUAACAAGUAAUUUAAAAUAUAGUGGCAACGAAAUAGAACACUGCAAAGUUUUUUAAAAUGGACGUUUAUUCCGAGGAGCAAUUAAGUGAUGACGAGAUAUUUAUUGGGAAACUAUCACUCAAAGAAAUUAAGAAACGUGUAUUGUGGAAUAAACAACAAGACAAGUUUCCCCAACCUGCUGAUAGAGAAAUGGAUAGAAGUCUAAAAAUUAUAGAAACUCAUUCUGCACCUGAUAUUUUGCACAAGGAUUCAAAAAUAAGUGCAACAUCUACAAAGUUUAAAGCUUAUUCUAAUCCAGUACUCUCUCCACUUUCUGCUCAAAGCCCCAGUGAUAAUAAAGCUUCAGAUGACAGUUUCUUGCAAAUUGAGAAAAUGGUAACUGACUUGUGUGUUUCUACCCAAGAAAACAGCAGUGUGGUUUUGGAUAAUACUUUAGAUGUUAUUGACUAUAUCCUAAAAAAUGGGCCAACUCAGAAUUAUGAAAAUCCAAAUCAUGAAAUAAAUAACUGCAAACAUUCUAAAGAAAAAUUGUGUUCAAACACUGAAAUUGAUUGUGGAGUAUCAAAAGAGAUGAUUCCCCAUACUCCUAUAAAAGCUAAGGACAGUGACAAAGAAAACAUUACACCAUAUUCUACACCAUCCAAAGUUGAUUUUAAAUGUAAUAGGACUGAUAAUUUUGCAACUCCAUGUUCGAAUAUGAAUACUCCAGUUUUCAAAACUCCACAUAUUCCAAUAUCUACUAGGAAGACACCUCAUAGUUCAGUCAAGAAACAAAUGACGAAAUCAAAUAUUUACAAGAAUGUAGCUAGUCCUGUUGCAUCUUAUAUAAAUAAUUGUCCUGUUGUACCUUUAAUCAAGGAAGUACGGCCAACCAAACCAUUGCCAGGACACUCUGCAAUACCCAAAUUUGUAAAGAGUAACCAGAGCAAAUUAAGCAAUAAGGAAAAUGUGAAACUUCCUACAGUGGCUUAUAAAAGUGCAAAGAAAACUGAAGUUAUAGACAUUCCUGAUGCAGAAAAACUGCCACAAAGUCAAUGGGCUAAAAAGAUAACAUCAUCUUUACCAAGACCAUUAGUGAUGAAACAUGACCACAGGGAAAUGAAUAUAGCAAAGCGAAUAUUCAUGUCAAAACAUGAAGAAAGUUUUGCUGAUCUCUCAUUGAGACAAGCUGAUGUGUCUGUUUGCACUCAAAAAUCUGCAUUUUGUCGGCCGAAAAAGAAUUAAGGUUACAUUUAUUUGUUUCUUUGUAGUUUGUAAUGUAAAAUUAACUUAAUGAUAAUUGAUUUGGUACUAAAAGGCAUUUUAAUUAAAACAAACACUCAUGAGA
This is a messenger RNA of Plodia interpunctella (Indianmeal moth), 2797 nucleotides long. RefSeq lists its product as uncharacterized. The transcript has 3 exons. NCBI's taxonomy places the organism in Eukaryota, Metazoa, Arthropoda, Insecta, Lepidoptera, Pyralidae. The record is from RefSeq and is a predicted model, not a curated record. The coding region runs from base 1528 to 2694 and encodes 388 amino acids.